AUGCCUGUCGUUCGACCACCACCUCGACGUCGCUCUGCGCGACUGAAAGCUUUACAGACACCCUUUCCAAGGGGCAAAAACGCCAUGGAUCCAACACAGGGGCCGGUCACUCGCGGGAGGGGUAGCAAGAGUAGAGGCACACGGCAUCCUGCUGUGGGAGGAGGGUCAGAUCACCCCAAAUUCCAGAUACAGUGGCUAUCUGCACCUUUCCGCACCCAGAAAGUCAUCGACCACCUCCGUGACCACCCAGCUGACUGCCGGAUCCUAUUUUCCUCUGAUGCAAAACGACCACAGAAUGAUAGUGACCGUCCCUCAGGCAAAGAUAAACUUUCAGUCUGCGCUGUUAUUGCGAACAUUACGCGGACGAGCCCGACAAAUUUCGAGACUCGACGAAUAGUCACAUCAAUGGACUCAGAAGAAAGUAUCGCGAGUCCUAUGACAAGUUACACUCAACCGGCUGCUGGUAUCAUGCCAGAGGAUGAAGCGCAGAAUUUGCACGCGCAAAUUUUGAAGGAAUUCCCCUGGUAUGAUGAACUCAUUGACAUCAUGGGGGGGAAUCCAGCAAUAUCCCUCAAGACAGUCUCGUCACACCCGGGAGUAGACCACGCAGCAAAAUAUUUCUCCAUCUCACGUACCGCCGGCAGCUCGUAUUCCAACAGUCUGGGCUCUGGGAGCGCUCAGUUUAGCGCCCAGCCUUUCUCUCCUCAGCUUCCUCCUGCUGGCGCUCAGCCAUACUCUCCUCAGCUUCCCCCCUCAGCUUCUCAGCCUUACCCGCCCUCUUACCCUCAACCUUACCCGCCCUCUGACCCUCAACCUUACCCACCCUCGGGCGCUCAACCUUACCCGCCCUCUAACACUCAACCUUACCCGCCCUCGGGCGCUCAACCUUAUGCGCCCUCGGGUGCUCAGCAUUACCCGCCCUCGGGCGCUCAACCUUAUGCACCCUCGGGCGCUCAGCAUUACCCACCCUCGGGCGCUCAGCCCCACGGCAGUCAAUACGCGUUUGGCCAUGCCCCUCAUAGCCAGUACCCACAUCACCACCAGUCUGGCGCGCCCCCCGCACGCUCUCGCAACGACCCCAACUCGCUUCUUGAUGACGACGACGACGACAUGGAUUUCUCAUUCGAAGAUCUACCAAAGCCGACUCCCCCCCCGCGACGUGAUUACCGCGACGACCCUCACGCUAUUAUUCUCGACAGUCCGCCGAGGUCUGCACGCGCUGCAUCCAAACGUCCGGCUCCUCCGUCGUCCCCUUCGCCCCCCAUUACCCCUCCGCCUCAAUCUCAACGAUCCGAAUUCAUGCUGCCGCGCACAUCGCAGACGUCUCACCGGGACAGUCGUGCAUCCUUCGGGAUGUCCGAUCCACAACGGCGCCCUAGCACGGGGUCGGUCAAAGCAUCCUCUCGCCGCUCUUCAGGCUCUUCGCGCUCGAAGCCUGCGUCGGCGUCGUCAGCACCUGCAUCAACGUCAAUGACAUCACCAGCCAAUUCCGCAUCAGCAUCCGCAGGAAAAACGAGGCAGGGGAAGAAGCAGCGGUCUGACCUUCAGAGUCAGGUUGACGCACUCUCUGACGAGAUCGAGAGUGCGCAGUCGGACCGUGUCACUCGGGACGAACUCAAGAACGAGCGGUACAUGGCCAAGUACAACUUCGCGCGCCAAGUCAACGAACACAAAUUCCUCAAAGCCGAACGUGCGGAUACUUUCGCCGAAGCUGCCACUGCGCAUCAACGUGCCCUGGAGGCCAAGGAGUCUGAGAUUCGUCUUCGAGAAGCAGAGAUGAAGAUGCACGCGGCAUUAGCGCAAGCGCAUGCGGAGGAGGCGGCAACCAUGCGCCUCAAGAUUGAGUUUGCACGUCUUUCUGGGUCUGGAUCUGGGUCUGGGUCUCAGGCUUGA
Molecule: messenger RNA, 1893 nt
Organism: Suillus subalutaceus
Lineage: Eukaryota; Fungi; Basidiomycota; Agaricomycetes; Boletales; Suillaceae
Exons: 4
Coding region: 1-1893 (630 amino acids)
Source: RefSeq, a predicted model, not a curated record